GUGUUGGUGCAGAGCUGCCCUCCGAUCCACCAGACUAAAAGCCGGAGCCAUGGCAUGUGGGAAGAGGAGAAGACCGAGGACAAAGUGAAAUGGAAGCAGCUGGAGCACAAAGGACCCUACUUCGCCCCUUUGUAUGAGCCGCUCCCGGAUGACGUCAAGUUUUACUACAAUGGCCAGCCUAUGAAGCUGAGUUUGGCCACAGAAGAAAUAGCCACCUUCUAUGCUAAAAUGCUGGAUCACGAGUACACCACUAAAGAGAUUUUCCAGAACAACUUCUUCAGGGAUUGGAAAGAGGAAAUGACAGAGAAGGAGCAGGAGAUCAUCCAGAGCCUGGACAAGUGCAACUUCAAAGAAAUACACAAGUACUUUGUGGACAAGAACGAGGCCCGGAAGGCCCUGCCCAAAGAGGAGAAGCAGAAACUGAAGGAGGAGACGGACAAGAUCCAGGAGGAGUACGGGUACUGCAUCCUCGAUGGGCAUCGCGAGAAGAUCGGGAACUUCAAAACUGAGCCUCCGGGGCUGUUCCGGGGACGCGGGAACCACCCCAAGAUGGGGAUGCUGAAGAAGAGAAUCAUGCCUGAGGAUGUGAUCAUAAACUGCAGCAAGGACUCCAAGAUCCCGGUGCCCCCAGAAGGCCACAAGUGGAAGGAAGUGCGUUGCGACAACACGGUCACGUGGCUGGCCUCGUGGACGGAGAACAUCCAAAAUUCGCUGAAGUACAUCAUGCUGAACCCGAGCUCCAAGCUGAAGGGAGAGAAAGACUGGCAGAAGUACGAAGUAGCCCGGCGCCUGAAGGGUGUUGUGGACAAGAUCCGCUCCCAGUACCGAGAUGACUGGAAGUCCAGGGAGAUGAAGACACGGCAAAGAGCUGUGGCCCUUUACUUCAUUGAUAAGCUGGCCUUGAGAGCCGGGAAUGAGAAGGAGGAAGGGGAGACUGCAGACACGGUUGGUUGCUGCUCCCUGCGCGUGGAGCACAUCAAGCUUUACCCGGAGCUGGACGGGCAGGAGCACAUGGUGGAGUUCGACUUUCUUGGGAAGGACUCGAUCCGCUACUACAACAAAGUGCCCGUGGAGAAGCCGGUGUUCAAGAACCUGAAGCUGUUUAUGCAGAACAAGGAUCCGGGGGACGACCUCUUUGACAGGCUGAGUACCGGCAGCCUGAACAGUUACCUGCAGGAUUUGAUGACGGGACUCUCAGCGAAGGUGUUUCGAACCUAUAAUGCUUCCAUCACCCUGCAAGAGCAGCUGAAAGCCCUCACCAACCCUGAAGACAAUGUAGCUGCCAAACUGCUGGCGUACAACCGAGCCAACCGGGCCGUGGCCGUUCUGUGCAACCAUCAAAGGGCAACACCCAAAACCUUUGAGAAGUCAAUGCAGGCCCUCCAGGCCAAGAUCGAUGCCAAGAACCAGCAGCUGGAGGAAGCACAAGCAGAGCUGAAAAGAGCCAAGGCUGAUCACAAAGCCAAGAAGGACGUGAAAUCAAAAGAGGCCGUGGAGAAGAAAAAGAAGUUGCUGGAGAAGAUUAAAGAGCAGCUGGAGAAAUUGAACGUCCAAGUCACGGACAAAGAGGAGAACAAGCAGAUCGCUCUGGGCACGUCCAAGCUGAAUUACUUGGAUCCCAGGAUUAGUGUGGCCUGGUGCAAGAAGUUUGGCGUGCCCAUCGAGAAGAUCUACAACAAGACUCAGCGCGAGAAGUUUGCCUGGGCCAUCGACAUGGCCGAUGAAGACUUUGAGUUCUGAGAGAGUGGCUUUCCCUGGGAAACCCGACUUCUUUCUGGCUCUUUUGGUACCUUUUGGAUGGUUUUAUGUGCUGCAGUUACCAUUUUGUGGCGGUAACCCACCUCGGGGAGUACUUGCUGCAUAUAAUUCAUGCCUUUUUGUAUAAAAGCCACCCCCGUUUUGUAUUUGAAACAGGUACGGCUGGACGCCUGCACUUUGAAUUCCCUUCCUCUUAUGGCAGCCACCAAGUGAUUUGUUCCCUCCCUGAGGUUGAAAAAUAGAGGUUGGGAAUGAGCCUUAAUCCUACAUCCUAAAACUAGAUUAGAUAAUCUAAUCCCAUCUCCCUUCUCUGCAUCAGAGAUGCGCCAUCUUUUCUUUUCUUCAGACUUCAUCUGAGAAAUUAGCUUGACAAGAAAUAUAAAAGCACUUUGCCGAACCCAAGCAGUUGUAGCUACGGAAAGGACUGUCGUGCCAUCGAAGGGGGGAGCAGCUUGGGUGCGUCUGGAGGAGGGAUAUUUUUGGGUUCUCUAAACCCAUGCGAGACGCAGCAAGAAUCGCAAAAUAGUUUGUUACGUUUCUUCAAAAUUUGGUCUGAAAAGGGGGAAAAAAAUGUUCAAGUUGCCAAACAUGACCAUCAGGGCCUGUAGGAAACUUCAGUUUAGGAGAAGGUAUAAAUGAUGGGAAAUACCGUGCAGAAAUCCAGUUUGCUGCACGGUGGAUGUGGGGCUUCAGAACGGAAAAUGGCAGCGGCUUGCGAAGUGUACGCGAAUAUACCUGAUUGCAUAUCCUCAAUUUGAUAACACGGGCCUGAUUUUAAUUCAAAGUGCAGUGAGGUCAAUAGAUUUUUUUUUUUUCCUUUGCUUACAGCAGGCUUUGAAUUGGGAUCCAAGUACCUUUAGAGUGAUGUAAGUGGCAGUAAGUCUCACCCCAUGUGUACAUUUUCCUGUUGUAGGGUAUAUGGCAGAGGCUGUAAGCAUUGGGUGGGCAUAUAGCUAAAGCAAAAUGAUUUUGCUGCAGAUCUGAAACGUGCGAUUUCACUGGUCCAUCUGUGUUUCUCCCUGACAUUGGUUAAGUUGAGAAGCACAAGGCAUUGACCACAGACCUGAGAGGGAAAUACUGUAGCUACAAUACAGUAAAACUAAUAGCUCCUAUAUACAUUUGACCACUUCGCUGUUGGUAGGAAGUGUUCAAGGGAGUUUGAUGGAUCUUGCAAGAAGUUAGCCUGAAAAGGCUUCCGUCACUAAAAUGUUGGUAUUCAAACUGAGGGUUAAAUCAAGGAUAAACCUUGUAUUAUUUAAUGGAUAAAAUUCAUGUCCCCAUAGUCCUGAGGCACUCCCGAUAUACAUAGUUGUUCUCCAUGGAUUCGUUUGCAGUCGGCUGCUCUUUAUGUUAACUUAUGUAAGUUAUCAUUUUGUUUGGAGUCGGACGCGCAGAGCGCAUUUCAUUAAAAUUUGAGAUACUUUGUGUA
Messenger RNA from Gavialis gangeticus (Gharial), 3187 nucleotides. RefSeq names its product topoisomerase (DNA) I, mitochondrial (gene TOP1MT). Gene Ontology annotation, molecular function: DNA topoisomerase type I (single strand cut, ATP-independent) activity; DNA binding. Gene Ontology annotation, cellular component: mitochondrial nucleoid; chromosome. The record is from RefSeq and is a predicted model, not a curated record. The coding region runs from base 55 to 1740 and encodes 561 amino acids. NCBI's taxonomy places the organism in Eukaryota, Metazoa, Chordata, Crocodylia, Gavialidae. Gene Ontology annotation, biological process: DNA topological change; DNA replication. The transcript has 14 exons.